GGUGAGGAAGGCCCUCCCAGUUUGGAAUACAUCCAGGCCAAGGACUUGUUCCCCCCGAAGGAGCUCGUAAAGGAGGAGGAAUCACUGCAGGUGCCAUUCACUGUGUUGCAGGGUGAGGGAGUGGAGUACCUGGGCCAUGCGAACGACGCUGUGAUUGCCAUCUCUAACUAUCGCCUGCACAUCAAUUUCAAGGACUCUGUGAUCAAUGUGCCUUUGAGGAUGAUGGAAAGCGUGGAGUGUCGGGAUAUGUUCCAGCUUCACAUUGUCUGCAAGGACUCCAAAGUGAUCAGGUGCCAUUUCUCCACCUUCAAGCAGUGCCAGGAGUGGCUGAAGAGGCUCACCAGAGCCAUCGCACGCCCUGCCAAGCCUGAGGACCUCUUUGCUUUUGCCUACCAUGCCUGGUGCUUAGGAGUCUGUGUGGAUGAGGAGGACCAGCAUGCACAUCUCUGCCGUCCAGGAGACCACGUGAGGUACCGCUUUGAGAUGGAGCUGGUGAGGAUGGGCUUUGACUUACAGAACGUCUGGCGUGUCUCUGACAUCAACAACAAUUACAAGCUUUGUUCCAGUUAUCCCCAGAAACUGCUGGUCCCUGUAUGGAUCACUGAUAAAGAGCUGGAGAACGUGGCUUCUUUUAGGUCAUGGAAAAGGAUCCCUGUUGUGGUGUACAGACACGUGCGGAACGGGGCGGUGAUCGCGCGCUGCAGCCAGCCCGAGAUCAGCUGGUGGGGCUGGCGGAACGCCGACGACGAGUACCUGGUGACAUCCAUUGCCAAAGCCUGUGCCUUGAACCCCGGGGCCAAGGCCUCCGGCGCCGCGCUGCACGCCGGGAGCAGCGACGGCAGCGAGGCCUGCGACGCCGACUUCGACUCAUCCCUGACGGCUUGUUCGGGCGUGGAGAAUGCAGGAACUCCUCAGAAGCUGCUGAUCCUUGAUGCCAGGUCCUACACCGCGGCCGUGGCCAACAGAGCCAAGGGAGGUGGCUGCGAAUGUGAAGAGUAUUACCCAAACUGUGAAGUUGUGUUCAUGGGCAUGGCCAACAUCCACUCCAUCCGCAACAGCUUCCAGUAUCUCCGUGCUGUCUGCAGCCAGGUGCCAGACCCCAGCAACUGGCUUUCAGCCCUGGAGAGCACCAAGUGGCUGCAGCACCUGUCUGUCAUGCUGAAGGCAGCAGUGCUGGUCUCCAGUGCCGUGGACAGAGAAGGACGACCAGUGCUGGUUCACUGCUCAGAUGGCUGGGACAGGACUCCACAGAUUGUGGCACUGGCAAAGAUUCUCCUGGACCCUUACUACAGGACCAUGGAGGGUUUCCAGGUGCUGGUUGAAUCAGACUGGUUGGAUUUUGGUCACAAGUUUGGGGAUCGCUGUGGUCACCAGGAGAAGGUGGAAGACCAGAACGAGCAGUGCCCAGUUUUCCUGCAGUGGCUGGAUGCUGUUCAUCAGCUUCUGAAGCAAUUUCCUUGCCUCUUUGAAUUUAAUGAAGCUUUUUUGGUGAAGCUGGUGCAGCACACAUACUCCUGCCUCUACGGGACCUUCCUGGGGAACAGCCCCUGCGAGCGGGAGAUGCACAACAUCUCCAAGCGCACCUGCUCCGUGUGGUCCCUCCUGCGUGCUGGCAACAAGAACUUCCACAACCUGCUCUAUGUGCCAGGAUCUGAGCAGGUGCUGCAUCCCGUGUGCCACGUGCGUGCGCUGCACGUCUGGACAGCUGUGUAUCUCCCAGCUUCCUCACCUCAUCCUCUGGGACAGGAUGACAUGGACAUCUACAUGCCCCCUGGAUCACAGAGCCAGGAGUUCAGUGGCAGGUGUUUGGACAGAUUACCAAAGACAAGAUCUAUGGAUGACCUGCUCUCAGCCUGUGACUCCAGCAGCCCUCUGACCCGCACAUCCAGUGAUCCCAACCUGAACAACCACUGUCAGGAGGUCAGGGUGGGCCUGGAAGCUCGACACCCUACUCCUGAGGGAGCUGAAGGUGCCCCAGUGGCUGCAGGAGGAGAGCAAUGGCAGGUGGAGGAAGAGAAGGAGAAGGAGGAGAACCCUCCCCUGCAAGACAGCACUGCUCACAGCAGCUGUGCUGAGCAGGAGGGGCAGAGCAAGCAGCAGGGCAGCCAAGCUGCUGUGCCAGCCAGCACUGGCUCUGGGGAGGUGGAAAAGGGAAAUGGAACACACACUGAGGAACUGGAUGGCACAGGGUCAGCUCCAGAUCCUUCCAGACAGGAAAAUGUUGACAAGGUUUCCACCAGUCCUGGAAAGCAGAUAGAAACCUGUCCCCAGGAGCCUUUGAAGGCUACUGGCAUGGUGUUCAAUGGAGGAGGCUGCCCCAGGAGAAUCAUCACCCGCCAAGACAUUCCCAGCCCGGAGCUCCUGGUACCACCAAACACCCCUUGUCCAGUUACCCCAGAAACAGACAGGGGCAGAGGUGAUGGAUGUCGGAGCACACUCUGUGAGGAGCUCACCCGGCCGGGGAGAAUCCCCCUGGAGCAAUGGCGCAAACCCAUUUCCCAGAGCCAGAGCAGCGAGUUCUCCUUCCUGGGCUCCAACUGGGACAGCUUUCAAGGCAUGGUGGCAUCCCUCCCCAACGGGGAACCUGCCCCCAGACACCUCCUGCCCUAUGGCUGCUGUGGCAAGAGGUUGAGCAGCAAACCCCUGCGUGCCCCAGGCCUGUGCCUCAGCAGCCAGUGGUCAGCCAGGGAGGGUGGGAAGCCCUUGGGCUGCCCUGGCCACUUCCCAGGCUCUGCAGGGAAGUUCACACGUCCCUGGCUGCCCUGCCACCUGAAACAAGCCUCUGGGCCCAAACACAUGCCACCAAGAUGUCCUUCUCCUGUGCCUCCGGUGUACGUGAACGAUGAUGAUGGGCUGCCCUUCCCCACGGACGUGAUCCAGCACCGGCUGCGGCAGAUCGAGGCCAGCUACAAGCAGGAGGUGGAGCAGCUGCGCAGGCAAGUGAGGGAACUGCAGCUGCGCCUCGACAUCCGCCACUUCUGUGCCCCUCCAGCCGAGCCCCCCAUGGACUACGAGGAUGACUUUGUAAGUACCACCAUCUCACACCACAGCCCUGGCAGUGUGGGGGGCCCUGUGCCACACACACCACUGGAGGUGACUGGGGUCACCCGGGACUAUACUGAGGGUGACUGGGAUCAUGCUAGAAGGGACUGA
This is a messenger RNA of Acanthisitta chloris (rifleman), 3153 nucleotides long. RefSeq names its product myotubularin related protein 4 (gene MTMR4). The annotation marks the transcript as partial. Gene Ontology annotation, molecular function: phosphatidylinositol-3,5-bisphosphate 3-phosphatase activity; protein phosphatase binding. NCBI's taxonomy places the organism in Eukaryota, Metazoa, Chordata, Aves, Passeriformes, Acanthisittidae. The transcript has 14 exons. Gene Ontology annotation, biological process: regulation of autophagy; dephosphorylation. The record is from RefSeq and is a predicted model, not a curated record.